Molecule: messenger RNA, 5285 nt
Organism: Cebus imitator (Panamanian white-faced capuchin)
Lineage: Eukaryota; Metazoa; Chordata; Mammalia; Primates; Cebidae
Gene: PXN
Product: paxillin
Exons: 15
Coding region: 152-3409 (1085 amino acids)
Biological process (GO): transforming growth factor beta receptor signaling pathway; substrate adhesion-dependent cell spreading; endothelial cell migration
Source: RefSeq, a predicted model, not a curated record
GGGCGCGGGGCGGGCGCGGGGGCGCGCGGCGGCGGCGCGUUCCGUUCCGGGCCGAGGCUCGCGGCUGAAAAGUUGCGGGGCAGAGAGGAGCGGCCCCGGGACGGGCAGCUAGCGCGAGGCCGAGCCGGCACCCGGCGCCCGUGGUCCGGCCAUGGACGACCUCGACGCCCUGCUGGCGGACCUGGAGUCCACCACCUCCCACAUCUCCAAACGACCCGUGUUCUUGUCAGAGGAGACCCCCUACUCAUACCCAACUGGAAACCACACAUACCAGGAGAUUGCCGUGCCACCCCCCGUGCCCCCACCCCCAUCCAGCGAGGCCCUCAAUGGCACGAUCCUUGACCCAUUAGACCAGUGGCAGCCCAGCGGCUCUCGAUUCAUCCACCAGCAGCCUCAGUCCCCGUCACCUGUGUACGGCUCCAGUGCCAAAACUUCCAGUGCCUCUAACCCUCAGGACGGUGUCAGCUCUCCGUGCUCCCGAGUGGGUGAGGAGGAGCACGUCUACAGCUUCCCCAACAAGCAGAAAUCAGCCGAGCCUUCACCAACCAUAAUGAGCACCUCCCUGGGCAGCAACCUUUCAGAGCUCGACCGCCUGCUGCUGGAACUGAAUGCCGUGCAGCAUAACUCGCCAGGCUUCCCUGCAGAUGAGGCCAACUCAAACCCCCCACUUCCUGGGGCCCUGAGCCCCCACUAUGGUGUCCCAGAGAAUAACAGCCCCCUGGGGGGCAAAGCUGGGCCCCUGACGAAAGAGAAGCCUAAGCGGAAUGGGGGCCGGGGCCUGGAGGACGUGCGGCCCAGUGUGGAGAGUCUCUUGGAUGAACUGGAGAGCUCCGUGCCCAGCCCUGUCCCUGCCAUCACUGUGAACCAGGGCGAGAUGAGCAGCCCGCAGCGCGUCACCUCCAGCCAGCAGCAGACACGAAUCUCGGCCUCCUCGGCCACCAGGGAGCUGGACGAGCUGAUGGCUUCGCUGUCGGAUUUCAAGACCAGCUCCUCCACAGUGGCUCUCAGCACCCCGGGGCUGCUGCCCAGCUCUGCUCCGUCCGCACACGGCUCCCUUCCAUCUUCUCCUUCUCCUCCUCCUCCCAUGCCAUCUGUAUUCCUGCCACCCACCACUAAACCCUCCCCUCGAGGCCAGGGCCACACUCCGGAGUCCCCUUGUACUGAGCAGAGUGGACGAGGCCUUCUACCUCCUGUGGCCCCCAGCUGGCUUGAUUUGGCUGGUCUUGGGGUGAAGCCUGACACCCUCAACUCAAGGUCUCCCUCUGUGGAGGGUUCUCUGGGGCCAGUAGGCACAAAGAGCCAGGGCCGAGAUUGGAGGCACCUGCCUAAUCUCACAAGUGAGCUCUCUGGGGCUCCUCGCUGCCACACUGUACCCCUUCCUGGGAGCACAGGUGCCCAGGAGCCUGGGGAGCCCCAGAGGCCACCAGCUAGCCCUUCAUGCUCAGAGGAGUCCGUGACUGCCACAUGGGAGGAGCCAUGGGCUUCGGAGGUAUUCAAGCCUGAGAGAAUCCCCCCAUGUGGAGCUGCUCGAAGCUUCCAAGAAGUAGCAGAGCCAGCUGUUGUGGCAGUGGACCGGCAGGCCAUCUUCCCAGAGACCUGGACUCUUACAGAGGAACACAGCCUACAGCAGGAGGGGCCAAGGCCAGAGUCAGAGAGGCUGCGAAGCAGCUGCCCUGCCCCAGUUACCAGGGAGCAGCUAGGUGGAAAGAUGCCCGAGAAGGGAAGCGUGGCCAGGCCCACCCAGGGACCUGAGACCCAAAGGAGCCCAGAGGGUGCCACUGAAGCUGCCACUCAGGCCGGGAAGGAACAGCCAGAGCUUCUGUGUGCCACGGCCACAGGCACACCCAGCGCCACAGAGAGGAUUUCCACCUCUGGCCAGAUCCGAUCUGUGAUCAGGAGGAGCCGGGAGACGGGCCACGCACACCCCAUGUCCCGGGAGCCCUCCCCUCGCCGCCGGCUGGACCCUGCCACUCUGAGCAGGACCCCAUCCCAGGAACGGCUCAUCGCGGAGCUGCAGGGGCGGCUGGGCAUCCAGCCUGAGGCAGAGGAGCCGGUGGAGGCAGCGGGGUCCUCUGCCGAGGACUGGCUGACCGAAGGCGUCAUCAUCACUGUGCAGCCUCGUGGGAAGCGGGCUGGGGGGCAGCUUGUAGAGAAGGUUGUCUUCCCUCCUGGCUCUCCCAUUCCCCUGAGAAGAACCAUCUCUGUCCUGGCUUCUCCUUCUGUCCCUUUGCUCCAGCAUCACACAGACGCCGAGGCCAGCAGCUCUUCUCCCCUGUCCAGCCUGCCUGCCCCCUCCUCCCUGGGACCCUCAGCUUGCACCUGUGAUUCUUCUGGGGUUCGGAGUGCAGGGGAAGAGCCCCAUGAUGAGGGGGUGCAGGGCCCCACCCUUCCCACUCCUGUACCCCAUACCAUGAGGUCCGUGGGCUGCCAGACCGACGAGGACCCGCUCUUCCCCGCAAUGCAGAUCCAGGGCCUGGAGCAAAGAGCGGAUGGGGAGCUGUGCUGGGCAGCCGGCUGGCCUCGGGACAGCGGGCGGAGCAGCCCUGGAGGGCAGGACGAGGGAGGGUUCAUGACCCAGGGGAAGACAGGGAGCAGCUCCCCUCCGGGGGGGGCCCCGAAGCCCGGGAGCCAGCUAGACAGCAUGCUGGGGAGCCUGCAGUCCGACCUGAACAAGCUGGGGGUUGCCACAGUCGCCAAAGGAGUCUGCGGGGCCUGCAAGAAGCCCAUCGCCGGGCAGGUUGUGACCGCCAUGGGGAAAACGUGGCACCCUGAGCACUUCGUCUGCACCCACUGCCAGGAGGAGAUUGGAUCCCGGAACUUCUUCGAGCGGGACGGACAGCCCUACUGUGAGAAGGACUACCACAACCUCUUCUCCCCGCGCUGCUACUACUGCAACGGGCCCAUCCUGGAUAAAGUGGUGACAGCCCUUGACCGGACGUGGCACCCUGAACACUUCUUCUGUGCCCAGUGUGGAGCCUUCUUUGGUCCUGAAGGGUUCCACGAGAAGGACGGCAAGGCCUACUGCCGCAAGGACUACUUCGACAUGUUUGCGCCCAAGUGUGGCGGCUGUGCCCGGGCCAUCCUGGAGAACUACAUCUCGGCCCUCAACACACUGUGGCAUCCCGAGUGCUUCGUGUGCCGGGAAUGCUUCACGCCAUUCGUCAACGGCAGCUUCUUCGAGCAUGACGGGCAGCCCUACUGUGAGGUACACUACCACGAGCGGCGCGGCUCGCUGUGCUCUGGCUGUCAGAAGCCCAUCACCGGCCGCUGCAUCACCGCCAUGGCCAAGAAGUUCCACCCCGAGCACUUCGUCUGUGCCUUCUGCCUCAAGCAGCUCAACAAGGGCACCUUUAAGGAGCAGAACGACAAGCCUUACUGUCAGAACUGCUUCCUCAAGCUCUUCUGCUAGGCGCCCUGUCCCUGUCUCUGCCCCCCUCCCCAGCCAGCAUCCCCAACUGCUACUGUGACCCAGAGACCUCGCCCUGGGGUGAAGGGGUAAACCCGACUGAAACUGGAACCCUCCUGUCCAUGGCUGGUGCAGGAUGGACAGAGGGCCGUGAGGGGUCUCCCUGCUUGUCUUCACCCUUGCUGGAACCUCUGGGCCCCCUCCUUCCUCCUGCCACUCUCCCCAGGCUGCUCACUCUCCAUCCUCCCCAGAGCUGGAGGCUGGGGGCCCACCCCAGGCCACGUAUGUUCCAUGAACUGGCCUGGCCAGCACCCCACACUGGAGCCAUCUCUUCCUCAUAUUUCAGCAGUGCAGCCAGGGUCGGGGGACAGGGAAGGGCAGGCUGGGUCUGCUGGGGUCUCUUUUUAUCCUUAUUUCUCCCCCGACCUAACUGUCUGUUCUGUGAGUACUGGGGGACACCCGGCUCCCUCGAGACAAUGCCAGCAUAGAUCCAUCCAUCCAAAGGCAGAGAACCUAAGGGGCCAUGGAAGGUUCUCUGUGCUCCUCCUACCCUUCCAGCGCCGUAGGCCUGGACGACUGCCCCUGCCUUUAUCUGCCUUCCCCUUUUAUACCUGCUCUGGUUCUACUGAGAAAAGCCUCUCCAGCAAUAAUGUUUUAUAGCCACUUCCUCCGUCUCCGGGACAGCGUGCCUGGACACUGUACUGACUUUGAUAGAUUUCUACACUGAGGUUUGAAUUCAUAUCGCCUGAGUUGCUUUUACUUCUGUAUACAAAAUGAUUUUGAAGAGAUUUUAAAGACGUUCCCUUUUGUAUUCUCCUUGUCCACCGCCACUGGGCCUGUUGCUGACGGUGGCCCUGGUGUGGAGUUGGCUUUGUACUGAGGGCUGGGGUGGGAAAGCAAUUUGUAUUUUAUGUUUUUUUGGCACAAGCAGGUGAACGGGGAGCAGCUCUGACUCCUGCUCUUUCACUUCACAGCUCACCAGGACUGUUUUAUAAACUGCUGUAUUUGGAAGCCCCUUCUUACUUCCCAGGCCAGCAAGCUCUUCACUGAAACUGGUUGAAGAGUGUCUCGCCCUUUCGGGGCUGGAAUUCUGAACCUCAUCUGUUCUGUCUCUGCAGGAGAAGGGGAAAGUCUGUUUUGGGGGGCUGCUUCCUGUCUGAGUAAGCCCUCAGGAGCCUCUGCUCCCCCGUGAACCCCUGAACCUUCUCAGCCUCUACCGCUUCUCUGGGGCCCUCUUCUGCCUUCUCAGGAAAGCGGGUGUCUGAUUUUGGCCGUCAGGACUCCGACGUCUCAUUGGUCUUGUUGAUUUCCUCUGGGCAUAUCCCUCCCCCAGAUGUGCUCUCCCGGGAGCCUGGGUCUGUCUCCUCCCCAUUCACUUGUGGGAUUGGCACUCAGGGGGUCUGGAAAGAAGGUCAUAAGGGAGUGUGAUAGGAUUUGGGGCAGAGGGACAAACUCCUCUGGGGAAACCCCCAGAGCUCCUGACUGAGGACGAAAGAGGAGCCUGGCCUUAGGCUCCUGAUCAAGAGAAAAGGGCCCCACCGGGGUCUCACGGGGAGAGUCCAGACCACUCCACUGGCCUCCUGGCAGAAGCCAAGUGUGCUGGGGUCUCAGAAGAGGGUCCCUCCUUUGUAGCUGUGGGGAGGUCAGCCUGGCCACUCUGGAGGUUUCCCCUUCUACCCACAGGCCUUACCGCUCUGUUUACAGUGACCUGCCCUAGACCUUCUCCAAGAGGGACUGGGGUUUCUGGGGUCCACUCCCUGAGUCAAUGGUUAUUUGAAAAUUUGACUUUCAUUUUAUUUUUUUCUCUGUAAACAUCUAACCUGGCUUUUCCCAUUUCAGUUCCUGUGAUUUAUGCCAAUAAAGUUUGCCGUGAUUUUCA